AGACUGGAGGAACAUGGUUGGUUAUGCCUGCUAAUUGGUCAAGGCUUGCUGUCUUCAGGACCCAGACAUUUUUCAAAUAAAUGGAGAAAUAUGAUGGAUUUCAGAAAAAUCAAGGUGCUUGUUUGCCUUGUGGGGCUCAGCUGUGGCAGCUUAUAUUAUUUUUACAUGAAUUUGACCGGACUGUCUGUAUUCUAUGGCAAAAAACAAAAUAGUACACUACAAACAUUUAGGAAAAUUGAAGAAAACUUCUUGCAGCUCCCAGAUAUAGAUUGCCGUAAGGACCCACCUUUCCUUGUACUACUUGUGGCAUCCUCAUGUCAAGACAUCAAUGCCAGGAUGGUCAUCCGGCAAACCUGGGGGAAGGAGAGAACGGUGGCUGGCAAGCAUCUAGUGACAUAUUUCCUCUUGGGAACCCCUGUGAAUCUUAGGCAGCAGGCUGACAUCAGUGCUGAAAGCCAAAAAUACAAAGACAUUAUUCAAAAGGAUUUUAUGGACACAUACUACAAUUUGACUUUAAAGACCAUGAUGGGAAUUGAAUGGGUUCACCUGUUUUGUAACCAGUCCAGCUUUGUGAUGAAAACUGACACAGAUGUGUUUGUCAAUGUUUUUUACCUCACUGAGCUGCUUCUAAAGAAAAAGAGGAAAACAGGGCUUUACACAGGCUUUCUGAAACUGCAUGAGAAACCCAUAAGGAAAAAAAAGAGCAAGUGGAGUGUGAGGAUAGAAGAAUACUCGGGUAACACCUACCCACCAUUUUGUUCAGGGACUGGCUAUGUUUUAUCCACCGAUGUUGCUAGUCAGAUCUAUCAUGUUUCGGGGAGCAUUUCAUUCAUCAAACUGGAGGAUGUGUUCGUAGGACUGUGCCUUGACAAAUUAAAAAUUCGGCCUGAGGAGCUUCAUUCAGAACAGACAUUUUUUCCAGAAAAGAUUCCGUUCUCUGUUUCUCGUUUUAAGAAAAUCGUGACUUGCCAUGAAGUAAGCUUAUCCGAACAGCAGAGCUACUGGAAUCACUUAGUGACAGAAGAACAUGCGAGAGUGCUCUAGCACCUUCCCU
Molecule: messenger RNA, 1054 nt
Organism: Tympanuchus pallidicinctus (lesser prairie-chicken)
Lineage: Eukaryota; Metazoa; Chordata; Aves; Galliformes; Phasianidae
Gene: B3GALT5
Product: beta-1,3-galactosyltransferase 5
Exons: 2
Coding region: 91-1044 (317 amino acids)
Cellular component (GO): membrane
Molecular function (GO): N-acetyl-beta-D-glucosaminide beta-(1,3)-galactosyltransferase activity
Source: RefSeq, a predicted model, not a curated record